CAGAUGUCUUAUUCCUGGUCACACAAAUAACUAGAGCUAGUAGCUGUAAGGUUUUGUCUACUUAAUGGUUUUCAUGCAUGGAGCAGCCAAGAAAGAGAAGGAUGGAUCGGAUUACCAUAUUUCUCCUGGCAGCUACUCUCGCUUUGUCUGCUGCUGUUAGAGGCGGCUGCGAUGCUAAUUACAGUAGAAACGAUUUCCCUCACGAUUUCGCUUUCGGAUCCGCCAUUUCUGCUUAUCAGUGGGAAGGAGCUUUUGAUCAAGACGGGAAAAAGCCUAGCGUCUGGGAUACUUUUGUUCACUCUCGUAACGUAGAUAAUGGAGACAUAGCGUGUGAUGGGUAUCACAAGUACAAGGAGGAUGUGCAGCUGAUGGUGAAAACUGGCUUAGAUGCAAUCAGAUUCUCCAUCUCUUGGUCUAGGCUUAUACCCAAUGGAAGAGGCCCUGUUAACCCAAAAGGUCUACUGUUCUACAAGAACUUCAUCCAUGAACUUGUAACCCACGGAAUUCAACCACAUGUUACACUUUACCACUGCGAUCAUCCUCAGUCUCUCGAGGAUGAAUAUGGAGGAUGGCUUGACCGCAGAAUUAUCAAAGACUUCACUGCUUAUGCAGACGUGUGCUUCAGAGAGUUUGGAAACCACGUCAAAUUCUGGACCACAAUCAACGAGGCUAAUAUAUUCACCAUUGGAGGUUACGACGGUGGGGGUAUACCACCUGGUCGUUGUUCUAGCUGCUUGUCAGGUAACUCUUCCACUGAACCAUAUAUAGUAGCCCAUAACUUGCUGCUUGCGCACGCCUCUGCUUCAAGGCUCUACAAGCAAAAGUACAAGGGUACGCAAGGAGGUUCUGUAGGCUUCAGCAUAUUUGCAAUUGGAUUUAGACCUGGUACGGACUCCCAGGAUGAUGAAAUGGCAAUUCAAAGAUUCAAAGAUUUCUUCUUCGGCUGGAUGCUGGGGCCUCUUACAUAUGGAGACUAUCCGGAUGUAAUGAAAAGAACCAUUGGAACAAGACUGCCUGUUUUCACAGAGGAAGAAUCAGAACAAGUUAAAGGCUCAUCUGACUUUGUAGGAAUCAUUCACUAUCUUGCGGCUUCUGUCUCAGACGCCCAAUCCAAACCUUUUUUUCCAGGAGACUCCAGAUUCUUCGCAGACAUGGGCGUAUUGUUGACUUACGAUGGGAAUUUCACAGCCUUUGAGUAUGCUGUUGCUCCAUGGGCUAUGGAAGGUGUUCUGGAGUAUGUAAAGCAGAGCUAUGGCAAUCCUCCUGUCUACAUUCUUGAGAAUGGUAAACCGAUGAAGCAAGAUUUGCAGCUGCAAGAGAAGGACACACCAAGGAUUGAGUUCUUAAAUGCUUACAUGGGUGCUGUCCUCAAAGCCGUUAGGAAUGGAUCAGACACUAGAGGCUACUUCGUGUGGUCAUUUAUGGAUCUGUAUGAGUUACUGAGCGGGUACGAGUUUAGUUUCGGACUUUACUCUGUGAAUUUCAGUGAUCCUCAACGCAAGAGAUCUCCAAAACUCUCUGCACAUUGGUACUCUGCUUUUCUCAAGGGCAACACCAACUUUCUUGAUUCUCAAGGCAUCAUACAAUUGCAGAGCAACUCGUCUUCUUCCUCGUAGUUAUCUAUUUAUUUAACUUAUUGAAUAAAGAUUUAAGUAGCGAAUAAGCUGAUUAAAUCGGAAUGUGGUUUCACAUUUACAUAAACUCUGCUGUUUUAUUGCACACAAAACGACCCAACAAACACACACACAAACAGAAGAAAGUGGUAAGAAACAGGAAAGAGUGGGAAAAGACAAUACAAUACUAACACAAAACACAGAGGUACAAUCAUUUUAUUUGAGACAAAACCACCGACAAGAGCCUUGUCCUUACUGUUUCUGGAGGUCAACGACCUUAGCCCAAGCAGGCCUGGCAGUGAUCUUCUUGACCCACUCGCUAACCUUAGGGCGAGACUCAAAGAGGGCCUUGGAGUCGGUACCCAUCAAGUAGUGGAUGACAGGGAGGUGGUUGAGAUCAGCCAAAGUGAAGCAAUCACAAGCGAGGAACUCAGAUUUCUCGAGCCUUGCCUCGUAGAUAUCCAAGACCUUGACGAGCUUGCCUUCGAGCUCUUGGACAGCGGCUGGGUCAGUGGUCAUGCCAAACAUGCCUUUGAAGACACGCUCGAAGGCAAUCUUGGAGGCGAUAGGGUCAAACUGUUGACCUUCUACUUGGAGCCAGACUUUGAUGAGUGCCUUGACUUUCUUGCAGCCUGGGCAGAGAAGCUUCUCACCUUUCUCACUGUAUUCAUCAGCUAUGUACUCUGAGAUGGCUCGAGACUCUUCCAACCAAAAAAAAAAGAAAAUAAUAAUAAAAUCAGCAAUCAUUGAUGGAUUAACAACUAACCAAACAACAACAAGAAACAAAACUUACCGAAUAGCGUUAAGUCACCGUCU
Eruca vesicaria subsp. sativa (arugula) is the source of this 2429-nucleotide messenger RNA. Lineage: Eukaryota; Viridiplantae; Streptophyta; Magnoliopsida; Brassicales; Brassicaceae. The record is from the annotation of a GenBank genome assembly.